Messenger RNA from Rhododendron vialii, 444 nucleotides. RefSeq lists its product as uncharacterized. Bases 1 to 444 code for a protein of 147 amino acids. The record is from RefSeq and is a predicted model, not a curated record. The transcript has 2 exons. Lineage: Eukaryota; Viridiplantae; Streptophyta; Magnoliopsida; Ericales; Ericaceae.
AUGAUUAAGGAGACCUCCGAGAGCUUGAAAGCAAUUCGUCAACGCCUUAAGGAAGCUCAAGAGAGAACGACCGAACAAGUGAAGGGAAAGCUAUCGCCGCGUUAUAUCGGGCCGUUCGACAUCAUUGAGAAAAUUGGGGAGGUUGCGUAUCGUUUGGCUUUGCCACCAAGACUAUCGGGUGUUCAUAAUGUGUUUCACGUGUCUAUGUUGAGGAAAUACGAACCGGAUCCGUCGCAUGUGUUAGAAUGGUCCGAACUCGAGUUAGAGGCCGAUGCGUCUUAUGGGGAAGAACCGGUCCGUAUUCUAGAUUCGCGCGAUCAAGUGUUGAGGGGUAAGACGAUACCGUUAGUGCGAGUCUUAUGGAGAAGUCAGGGUAGCGAGGAUCAAACAUGGGAACGAGAAGAUGAGGUUAGAGAGAAGCAUCCACAUUUAUUCCCGGAGUAA